Westerdykella ornata is the source of this 778-nucleotide messenger RNA. RefSeq lists its product as uncharacterized. The transcript has 2 exons. The coding region runs from base 8 to 568 and encodes 186 amino acids. The record is from RefSeq and is a predicted model, not a curated record. NCBI's taxonomy places the organism in Eukaryota, Fungi, Ascomycota, Dothideomycetes, Pleosporales, Sporormiaceae.
CUCCAAGAUGUCUGCGUGGCCCUCGGAUUUCGUGCAACAACAAGGCCAGGGCUCAUCUCGAGCAACAGAAACUUUGGUCCCAUCCAGCGAGGUGAGCGCCGAGAGCGUGCACGGUCAAUCAGCCUACUACACCUUCUCCGUGCAGCCAGAUCUGUACCUCCAACUAUGCCAGAUCCUUGAGACUGAGAUCUGGACUCACAACCAGACACGCACUGAGCUGUUUCAGGAAACAGCCCGCAAGAACGCGCUUGAGAGCCAAGUCUGGAAGCUUACAGAAGCUAUUGCUCAGUGGCAAGAUGCUUGCCAGAAGGUGUAUGAUGUGCUAGGUGAGCACCGCGUCGAGGCAAACAAGCUUAAGCGGGAGCUGGAGGAAACGAAGGCUGAGCUAGUUGUGGAGAGAGAAAAACACGCCCAACCCUCUGCCGAGGAAGAUGUGGUAGAGUUGAAGAAGGAGGAUCAGUCUCCUGAGGUUGGAAGUCUCCCAGAUGAAGACGAUGCUCUUACGGAACCAUGGCAUCUAGGCGUGAUUCACGAUGUUCGGGAACAUUUGAGAGGACAUAGCGCAUAAAAUUGUAAAUUGAAGAAGCACCUUCAAUGCUUACUAUUCACCCGUCUUUUCUUCCCGUUCUUCCUUCUGCCAAUGUAAGGGGGCGUUCGAAGAGCAUCGCAUAUCUCUGCUUGGUAUUGUAACUCGCGCACGCAAUCGUUGAACUGUGUUACAUGAUUCUCGUCAAGCUCGUCGACAUAGAGGACCAGUAGCCGGAGAAAGACUUCAGCC